AUGAAAACCUCCGCACUCGCAUUUGGUGCCAUCCUCGGCCUGGCUUCAGCCCAGAAUGCCACCGUUAACAACUACUGUGACACCACGGUGUACGUGCAAUCGUUCCCGUUCGAUGGCAGUGACCCUGGUCCUCUCACUACCGUUCCCAAUGGAGGAUUCUUCACCGAGGCGUUCAGAACAUCUGGCUCGACUGUCAAAAUCGCCACGACCAAGACCUUGGAUACACCUCUCUUCUUUGGUUAUUCGUUCUCCACAAACCCGGACUACGUAUACUAUCAGCUGAGCACGGAGUGGGGUAACCCCUUCGCAGCGGACGCCAACUCUCUCGCUGCCGGGGAAGGCUGCGACGCCUUUGACUGUGCGGCUAAUGAUGCCAGCUGCUACAGCACCACAGAUGACCCGAAGGAUUACGGGUGCCCCGCGCCUGUUGAACUUACUGCGGACUUGUGUCAGUAA
Molecule: messenger RNA, 456 nt
Organism: Penicillium malachiteum
Lineage: Eukaryota; Fungi; Ascomycota; Eurotiomycetes; Eurotiales; Aspergillaceae
Exons: 3
Coding region: 1-456 (151 amino acids)
Source: RefSeq, a predicted model, not a curated record